AUGCAUCGAGUGCUUAAUGUUGCUGAAAAGAAUGAUGCUGCUAAAUCAUUAGCUCGUCUUCUUUCAAAAAACGGGGCAUCUAUGCGUGAAGGCUUUUCGAGAUAUAAUAAAAUUUAUGAAUUUAAUUAUCAACUUUUUAAUCAACCUGUUCAAAUGAUUUUUACAUCAGUUUCCGGUCAUAUUAUGAAUUGUGAUUUCACAGCAGCACAUAAUAGUUGGUAUGAAUCAGUGGCGUAGCCAGGAUUUUUAGACUAAUGGGCAAACUUCUUUUGCGUCAAAAAAUACAAUGGGCAAGAUUUUUGUUCAUAGGCUAAAACUUUUUGGUUCAGAAAAAUACCGAUAACAUAGAAAAAACACAAAAAAAUGAAAUUAG
This is a messenger RNA of Adineta steineri, 373 nucleotides long. NCBI's taxonomy places the organism in Eukaryota, Metazoa, Rotifera, Eurotatoria, Adinetida, Adinetidae. The record is from the annotation of a GenBank genome assembly.